Molecule: messenger RNA, 2198 nt
Organism: Brassica rapa (field mustard)
Lineage: Eukaryota; Viridiplantae; Streptophyta; Magnoliopsida; Brassicales; Brassicaceae
Product: probable ADP-ribosylation factor GTPase-activating protein AGD15
Molecular function (GO): GTPase activator activity
Source: RefSeq, a predicted model, not a curated record
CAAUUUUGCAAAAAUCCCAACUUUUUUUCACUUUGUUGGAGAGCACUCAAGAUACCGUUUAUAUAAAAGAUAUUUAUAAGAUCCAAGCUUGUUGGAUAUGGAUGAGUUAAGGAUUUGUUUAGAACUUAGGAGGGGUUAAGAUCAUUUCCAAUGUCCAAUAGCUUACUCUAUUUUUUAUUUUAAAAUAGAGUAAUUAUAUAAUAGAAUUUGAGUUUGCUACAGUGAUACUCUAAAAUAGAUUAGAAAAUAAAGUGAUGGACAAAAAAAAUAAAUUUAUUCAUAUUUGGAAUAAACCUAUUUUUACUUUAUUAUACAGUGAAAAAUAAAGUAUUAUUGAAGUAUUUUUACUCUAAACUCUAGAGUGGAAAGUAGAGUGGAGUUGGAGAUGCCCUAAGAACACCAUUAACCCUAACACCCCAUUUGGAGUGCUUAAUAUUUUUUUUUCUCUGAUUUAAAAAAAAUUAAAAAUGAACCAAUCUCGGACCGCCACGUGUCAGUGGGUUCUUUGAAACAGGGCUAACACCAAUGCUUAAUUAAUUUUUGUGUGGGUCCCACCUAUUAUUAUAUUAAUUUUUUCUAAUGGUGUUGAUUUUAUAAACCAUUGACAACAUACAUUCACAAGUAAACAUAUAGACACAUAAUUUGAAGUAACAAAGCAGCAUAAAGCUAUAUCUGAUUUGUCAGAAUGUUUAAAGGAGUCCAUGUUGAAUCCUUUGAAAUUUGAUUUCCGUUCCUAUAAAAAAAAAGAAAAAGUUUUCCCUCACUUUCUCAUCACCUUGGGAUUUCAUUUCAGUCUCUUUCAUUUCAGACCCUUCACUUUCUCCCAACUUCUUCUCCUCCCAUUAUUAAUUGUGUUUCCAUAAUUAAACAAAAAUAGAGAGAGAGAGAGAGAUGAGGUGUCGACGUCACGGAUAUAAAAAGGGUACGAGAAACCGUCACCCUUCUUCUUCUCUCUCGCUCUUUGAUCUUUCCCUCUUGUCUCCUUCAAAUCCGUUCUUCCUCGAGAUCAUUUUCCUUCUCUAUUACAAACUUUUGUUUCAUUUUCAAUUGCUUCCCUCUCCCCUCUCUCUCUAUUCUCACAUCAGAAUGAACGGGAAGGCCUCUGUUUCCAAGGAGCUCAACGCCAAGCAUUCCAAGAUAUUGGAAGCACUUUUAAAGCAUCCAGACAAUCGAGAAUGUGCUGAUUGUAGAUCAAAGGCACCAAGAUGGGCAAGUGUGAACCUUGGGAUAUUCAUAUGUAUGCAAUGUUCUGGAAUUCAUCGCAGCCUUGGUGUCCACAUCUCUCAGGUUUCCUCGUUACUUUUUUUUUUUUUUAAAUUCUUUGUGUUUGAAACAUGCAUCAGACACGUUACUGAUGUUGAUGGUUUUUUUUUUCGGAAACAGGUGAGGUCUAUAACUCUGGAUACAUGGCUACCUGAUCAGGUUGCUUUCAUGCAAUCUACCGGUAAUGCUAAGGCAAAUCAGUAUUGGGAAUCAGAACUGCCUCCUCAUUUCGAGAGAAGUUCAAGCGACGCGUUUAUCAGAGCAAAAUACAACGAUAAGAAAUGGGCUUCACCGGGAGGUAAACAACCGGCUCCUGUAGUUAACCAGCUAAGCUGCAAAGUUAGUCACUCGGUAGAGAGAGGACAUAAGCCUGAGACUCCAACGAAAACAAGAACUCGUUCCCUUGAUGAAGAUAUCCUUCUUAAGCACGUUCUUGAAGUUACACCACCAGAAACAAGAAUCCGUGCGGGCUCGGUAGAUAUGAAGAUGAAGGAGAAUGUAUAUGUUCUACCUCUACCAGUGGGGAUAAAUGUCAAUAAGCCAAAUCAAAAGAAUGAGAUUUUCUCUGGAGAUUUGUAUCAGAAUAGAAGAACCACCAUUGCACCACCCUCGAGCUGGGCUACUUUCGACUGAAGAAGAAGAAGAAGGAGAAGAUGGAGCUUUUAAUCAUCAUGUGGGCUUUUAGUUAUGGUCAACAGGUUGGCAAAGAUGGGGUUAUGAUGAACUCAAAAGUCAACAAUGGAGUUUUGUUCUGUUUUUCUAUGUUUCUUUUAUCUUUCAAUAUAUAUUUUUCUAUAUUCAAUCUUGGUUGCUUGUAACUAAAUCAUUAAAGUACAAUGGGAGAGAAAGAUCUUGGACCAAAAGAAAAAGCAAUAAAAGUCACCAGUGUGUAUUAUUUUGAAUUGUUGUACAAGCAAUAUCAAUUGAUUGGUCCA